Conger conger (European conger) is the source of this 861-nucleotide messenger RNA. RefSeq names its product olfactory receptor 52D1-like. Bases 1 to 861 code for a protein of 286 amino acids. The record is from RefSeq and is a predicted model, not a curated record. Lineage: Eukaryota; Metazoa; Chordata; Actinopteri; Anguilliformes; Congridae. The transcript has a single exon. Gene Ontology annotation, cellular component: membrane. Gene Ontology annotation, biological process: G protein-coupled receptor signaling pathway. Gene Ontology annotation, molecular function: olfactory receptor activity; G protein-coupled receptor activity.
AUGCUAAAUGUUUUCCUUAUCAGUACUGUAUCGUUGGACAGGAAGUUGCACAAACCCAUGUAUUUCUUUAUGGUCAACUUGGGUGUGAACGGCCUCUAUGGGAGCCUGGGGUUGAUCCCUAUGCUCUUAAUGAACAUUCUGUCUGACACCCAUGAGAUAAGUCACUCUGCCUGUCUGGUACAGAUCUUCUGCUUGCACACAUACGGUGUCUGCGAAUAUACAACUUUAGCCGUGAUGGCAUACGACCGGUAUGUGUCCAUCUGCAACCCUCUGUGGUACAGCAGAAUCAUGUCUCCUGUGAAGGUGUGCACUUACAUUGCUGGUGUCUGGCUGUUCACCGUCUGUAAGACUUCAGCGACAAUCGUUCUGACAGCACAGCUGCCGUUGUGCGACGUGCGUAUUCACAAGCUGUACUGCGACAACUUCUCUCUGGUGAAUCUGGCUUGCACCGACACCACGCUCAACAACAUUUACGGCCUGGUGAGCCUCUUCCUGUCCGUGGGCCCUCAGCUGUCCCUCAUCGUGUAUUCCUACGGGAAAAUCAUCAAGAUCUCUCUGAAGGCGAGCACAAACUCACGAACCAAAGCCUUUCAGACCUGCACACCUCACCUGAUAAGUUUGGCCAAUUUUUCAAUCGCUUGUACUUUUGAAGUGCUCCAGAGCCGAUUUGACAUGAGGAAAGUGCCCCGUACCUUCCGCCUGAUCGUGUCCGUAUAUUUUCUGGUUUUUACCCCCCUCCUGAACCCAAUCAUUUAUGGAGUUCGCUCAGAUAUUAUAAGAGGGAGUAUGCUGAAAAUCCUACACUUCAGAAGGACAGCCCAUGUCCAUCCAGACCCAAUAAAGAACCAUGCACUAAGGUGA